Messenger RNA from Histoplasma capsulatum G186AR, 843 nucleotides. Its product is annotated as TIM-barrel enzyme family protein. Bases 1 to 843 code for a protein of 280 amino acids. The record is from RefSeq and is a predicted model, not a curated record. The transcript is spliced from 3 exons. NCBI's taxonomy places the organism in Eukaryota, Fungi, Ascomycota, Eurotiomycetes, Onygenales, Ajellomycetaceae. Gene Ontology annotation, molecular function: catalytic activity.
AUGCCUCGCCCAACAACAAGAGCUGAGGUUCUUCAAAAACUAAGGGAUACAAUUUCUAAAAAUGAAAUAAUUGUUGGCGCCGGAGCUGGUAUUGGGCUUUCUGCAAAAAGCGUCGAGAAGGGGGGUUGUGAUAUUAUUGUCGUGUACAAUUCUGGCCGCUUUCGUAUGGCUGGUCGUGGCUCAUUGGCUGGAAUGAUGCCAUACGGAGAUGCAAAUCAGAUUGUUGUCGAAAUGGCAAGUGAAGUCCUCCCUGUUGUGGAAAAUACCCCCGUGCUAGCUGGAGUGUGCGGUACAGACCCAUUUAGGUCCAUCCCUCUUUUCCUUGCCCAGCUUAAAGAGAUCGGAUUCUGUGGGGUUCAAAAUUUCCCAACAGUUGGGCUUAUCGAUGGCAAAUUCCGUCAAAAUCUUGAGGAAACCGGGAUGGGCUAUGACAAGGAAGUUGAAAUGAUCAAAAUUGCACAUGAGCUCGAUUUGGUUACCACUCCGUACGUAUUCACCCCAGAGGAUGCAGAAAAGAUGGCACGAGCGGGCGCCGAUAUUAUUGUCUGCCAUGUCGGGUUGACCACUUCUGGAGCCAUCGGGGCGGCCACCGCGUUAUCCUUAGAUGAAUCCGUGAAUAUCAUCCAGAAGAUUCGCGAUGCUGCUGUCAUAGUCAACCCGGACGUUAUUGUGCUCUGCCAUGGCGGGCCUAUUGCUGAACCUAAAGACGCCGAAUAUGUCCUGACGCGCACCAAUGGUGUUCACGGUUUCUACGGCGCAAGUAGCAUGGAACGUUUACCCGUUGAAAUUGCGAUCAGGCAAAAUGCAGAGGCGUUCAAGAAAUUGAAAAUAAGCCAACAUUAG